GCUUACAAGAACUGCGCUGAAGUCUACCAGUCCGGUGAUAAGAGCAGUGGAGUGUAUAAAAUCAAUCCUGAUGGUUUGGGUGAAUUUGAAGUGUUCUGUGAUCAGAAAACAGCCGUUGGAGGUUGGACAGUGUUUCAGAAGAGGCGAGAUGGUUCUGUUGAUUUCGUCCGCGCUUGGGAUGAUUACAAACGCGGUAUUAGCAAUCUGAACGGUGAGUUCUGGCUCGGUUUGGACAAGAUACAUCGGCUGACUGUAAGCGGUGGUUACAAACUGCGUAUCGACCUGGAAGAUGCAUUCAUGGAAAAACUGCAUUUUCCGAGUACAGCUCCUUUACUGUGA
Porites lobata is the source of this 339-nucleotide messenger RNA. The record is from the annotation of a GenBank genome assembly. NCBI's taxonomy places the organism in Eukaryota, Metazoa, Cnidaria, Anthozoa, Scleractinia, Poritidae.